Messenger RNA from Nerophis lumbriciformis (worm pipefish), 5130 nucleotides. RefSeq names its product LIM domain only 3 (gene lmo3). The record is from RefSeq and is a predicted model, not a curated record. Lineage: Eukaryota; Metazoa; Chordata; Actinopteri; Syngnathiformes; Syngnathidae. Gene Ontology annotation, cellular component: nucleus. Gene Ontology annotation, molecular function: DNA-binding transcription factor binding; transcription coactivator activity. Gene Ontology annotation, biological process: positive regulation of transcription by RNA polymerase II.
GGUGAAUGUGGAGAACUGGAGGUUGGGGAUCUAAUUACCGGGCCAUAAUUGGGGGCUGGGGAAUAGGGUUGCCGUCCUCUCAACUCGCUGCAGAUCAAUUAUGUUAAGAGAACAUCUCUUCUAGGAUGAGCUGGAGUGUGCUGCUGACUGGGGACCUGCUGGAGGGGCUUAAAUAGCAGAGCCGGGCUCCACUUCUCAACCAGUCAGACGGCAGUGGCGAGGAGUCCGGGACUGGAAGCUGGAGUUAAAGGACGCGAGGAAGUUAGACUCGUCUUCAACACCCCCUAUCUGCACCUCAAGGUAUACAAAUGCUUUCCGUCCAGCCGGACACGAAGCCAAAAGGCUGUGCCGGCUGCAACCGGAAGAUAAAGGACCGCUACCUGCUGAAGGCCCUCGACAAGUACUGGCACGAAGACUGCCUGAAAUGUGCCUGCUGCGACUGCAGGCUGGGCGAGGUGGGCUCCACGCUCUACACCAAAGCCAACCUCAUCCUCUGCCGGAGAGACUACCUACGGUUGUUUGGUGUAACGGGGAACUGUGCAGCCUGCAGCAAGCUAAUUCCAGCCUUCGAGAUGGUCAUGAGAGCCAAGGAGAAUGUCUACCACCUGGACUGUUUUGCAUGCCAACUCUGCAAUCAGAGGUUUUGUGUGGGGGACAAGUUUUUCCUGAAGAACAACAUGAUCCUGUGCCAGACAGACUACGAAGAGGGGCUAAUGAAGGAGGGCUACGCUACCCAGGUCCGCUGACCCUCGUCAGGGUGCAAAGGAGGAGGGAGACGGGAGCGGGGGAAGACUGAUGCAGAGCUUGCAAUCACAACAAAAAGCACUAACCAGCUCCUGUCCCCCGCGUGUACAUAAUGAGGCCUGCAUCGGGCGGGGAGGUCCUUGACUGUACAGAAUAGCCAUAGAGACUGCAGCACAGCAGACCCUGGAACCUGGCUACACGUAUGGGAGAAAAUAUGCUGCCUCUUACCACUUGGCAAACAAAACACUGGCCUCAGAACAACCAAAAGCAAGUUGCUGGACAAAUUUACAUGGCCUUAGACGAGGACUGCACAGUCCAGCGACUUGGAUCUAGAACACACAGGAGGAAUCAGUGGGACUCUUUGGGAAAGACACCUUUUUAUCUGAUAUUGUUGUAUUAAAAUGUACACGAAGGCGCAUCAAAUAAUUUAAUGCUUGUGUGAGUGUGAGUGUGAGUGUUUUUCUUUUGAGGAUUUUUCAGUUUGCUCUCAGUUUAGAAUCUUUUCUAAUGUUGUUUUUUUUAACAUCGGUCUGCUGAAUUUCUGUUUUUUAAUAUACUGAGUUUUACAGACUAUACAAGUGCUACAGUGGAACCUGUUUAAGUUGAUCAACACAUUAAGUCCUGGCCCACCGUGGGGUACGUAUUACUAAAAAGCAGUGGCGGCCGUGCGUUUUCCACCUAGGCUUUCAGUGAUGUCCGACUUCAAUGAUUACCUCUCAAAAUACCAUAAUUGAUGUCCCCGUAUACUAUACAGAAACAUAUUUACGCACUACAACAGUGUACAAAACGGGUUAUUUUCUGGCGCAUUUAAAAAUCAAUAAACCCGCAUCAGCAAUCAAAACAUAUCUUAUGUGGUACUCUCACAAUUAAAAUUGCAAAAAACAUAAUAGACGUGAAAAAAAAAAGAAAGAAAAUAUUUGAACUCACAAUUUGUAGCACCCAUUCGACGCCGUAUAGCCCCUCGUAGUUGGUUGAUUUGAGUGGAAAUAGCGGGCAUUUCAUCGCCGACCUAGUCUCACUUGAUGUAGUUUCUCUUAAGUAUCCUUCUUGAAAAUGGCUUUGCAAAUAUAUAUCUGCCACCUAAUCAACAUGUUGCUCUCCUUUGUGAGUACCGGCAAGUUCUCUGUGGCUUUCUAUGGCUCGUACGGCUCCUGUGCCACUUCCUGUUUUCGCAACUUGUGAUUGGAUACUCACUUGGGACUCCCAAGUCGGUAUCCAAUCACAGCGUAAGGCCAGCUAGAAGGCCUUACUGACAACAACUCGUGAUCUGAUUGGCUUUUUCAAAUGUCUAUCAACUGUAUGUCCCCGUUCACUUACAGUGCACAGACGCCUGCAUUGUUGAUUCUGAAGGCCCCUGGCAGAUUUGGUACAGCAUGGCAACAUAAGCUAGCUGAAUUCUGAUUGGAUACACACUAACCUAAAAACAACAGCACUGGAAGGAGCAUAAUGACAAGAAUAGAAUAUGAAUGCUUUUAGAUAUUUAGGGAAAGUAAAUUUAAAAAAUAACUUUUAUUUUUAAUUAUGAUCAUGAUUUUUGGUUAUGUUAGGCCAGCAGAGAAGGCCUUGCUGGCACUGUCGGCCCACCACUGCUAAAAAGGGGCCGCUUAUGUCGACAUACAUGGUUUAUAGACAUAAAAUUGGAGACACAAAGGGGUCAUUUCUAUGAAAAAUCAGUCCGUUUGUUGACAUGUGUUGUAGUAUUGCUAAUUUCCUCAUAAUCGGUUGUGUGUUUUUGCAAAAGCGGAUUAUUGGUGUUGCCGACCACUUAUGUUGACAUGGGUUCUGUCAAUUUAAAAAAAAAAUUCCACUGUACAUGUUUAAAGGUCUUAUAGGCCCCACUAGAAUUGUUUUAAUAACCUUUUGUUUUUCUAUGCUAAUCCUGAGUUUUACACAGACUAUAAAAGUGAUACAGGGGAACCCGUUUAAGAGGACCAACAUAUCAAGUCCUGGUCUCAUCAUGUCGACAUAUGGUCAACAGCUUUUGAUUACAUAACAUUUCAGACACAAAGGGGUCAUAUCUAUAAAAAAAAUUAAAAAAUCAGUCAAUUUAUGUCGACAUGUGUUGUAUUAUUGUUAAUUUCCUCAAUCCGUAAUGUGUUUUUGCAAAAGCGUAUUAUUGUCGACAACCACUUAUGUUGACAUGGGUUAUGUCAAUUUAAAACAUCUCACUGUCCAUGUGCAAAGGUCUUAAGUCCCCACUAGCGUUGAUUUAAUAAUCUUUUUUUUGUUUCCAUGCUGAUUUCUGUUUUUUAACAAAUUGACUUUUACACACCAUACAAAGUGAUGCGGUGGAACCUGUUUAAGUCGACCAACACAUCAAGACCUGGUCUCAUUACUAGGUCGACAUACCUGGUCACCCGCUUUUGUUGAUAUUAAAUUUCAGACACAAAGGGGUAAUUUCUAUGAAAAAUCAGUCCGUUUAAUGUCAACAUGUGUUGUAGUUUUGUUAAUGUCUUUAUAAUCGCUUGUGUGUUUUUGCAAAAGCGGAUUACAGAUGAUGUCGACAACCACGUAUGUUGACAUGACUUGUAUUGACUUGAACAAAUUCCACUGUAUAUUUGCAAAAGUCUUAGGUCCCCACAAGUGUUAGGGUUUUAAUAAAACAUUUUAAUUAACUUUGAUUUAACUGUAAACAUGUGCCCAAAUGGCGGAAUAAUGCAAAGAAUGUAAGACCAUUUUGGUCUUAACUUGGUAACGGGGAACAACCAAGUAAACUUUGCUAAGAUUGAGGAUUAUUUGACAUUAUUUAAUGAACAAAACAGGAAUAUUCACGCUUCACAUGUUGUAGUUUUACAAUCUUAGUGUCAUUAUGGCGUUGUUGAAACAGCAAAUCUAAUAGUGGUUUAAGACUUUUGCUAUGUACGCAUUGAGCAAGCCACGAACAACAACUUUAUUGUCUAUAGACAAAGUUUUCAAAGUGCGGGGCUUCCUCUCAGAACAUAAAACAGUUUUGGCCUUGAAUUUGAGGACGACUAUUAACCUGAGGGAACAUUAACAUUUAAUAAAAUCACAUUUUAACAACCAUUUGAAAAUUUAACUUCUCUCACCACAGAAGUAGAGGUGGGUGAUACUUCUUAAACCCAUACCAAGUAAUAACAGUGCCAAAAUUGCUGAUAUCUUUGCGUAUUUGUGAAAAAUGCAACAUUGUACUAAUACAACAAUAUAAGAGUUAGGUAACACUUUAGUAUGGGGAACACAUUCACCAUUAAUUAGUUGCUCAUUAACAUGCAAAUUAGUAACAUAUUGGCUUUUAAUUAGUCAUUAAGUACUUAUUAAUGCCUUACUCUGCAUGGCCUUAUUAUACAACCAGUAAACAAAGAGUUAACUAACCCUAACCCUUGUUGUUUAUUAGUAACCCUAACCCCAACCCUAAACCUCACCCUUAUAUGUUCCCCUAGUGUCCAAAUAACUCUAAAUUAAGUCUUUGUUACUCUAAUAAGCAACUAAUUAAUGGUGAAUAUGUUCCCCAUACUAAAGUGUUACCAAGAGUUACAACAUCAACAGAUUAAUACAAAUAUUCCCUUUUAUUACAUACAAUUGCUUGGGCAAUUUGGCCCCAAAGCCGUCCUGUGUCCAACAUUAACGGAACAUGUGAACAAUGUAACAACAAAGAACAAUUGUGAAGAAGAGAACUGAAAAAUAUGAUCACGCUAGUAUCAACUUGAUACUGAUUCCAUCCUUGGUAUCGAUAUUAUCUAUAUCCGGCUCAAUCCGCAACAGCUCAAAUUGAAAGUAAAAACAUCCCAUUUUGUCCUUACUGAUACUAAAGUUGGUUUAGCAAGUUUUAAAAUGUUUUUAAGCUACAGCUCUUUGACUUCCAUUCACUACUGUACUGAACCAAUGGACGAGACGUUGUUAUGAUUUUGCUCCUUUAGCCACAUGGUCUCCUACUUUUGUCAUAUUUGACUACUUGGAUUUGGAGUGCAGCACACUUUGUUUUCAUGGGAAGUGUUUUUAUUAAGCCUUUCUUAUUGGUCAAACAAGACAGGUGAUGUGCUGGAUGGUGCAGCACAUGUACAUGUGUACAAAAUGUUGGGGGCCGGGGGGUUUGUACCUUAUUUAUUUGUUAAGCUUGUGCAAAAUGUUGCUUUCUUUAAAUACUUGAAUGCAAUUAACGACUGACAGGAUAUCACUGCUCUCAACUAACGCCUCCUUUUCCUCUGAAAACUGUCCAGCUCAGCCCGACUUGAAAAUAUAAUUUGUAAAAAGUGUGGGUGAACAUAAAAAAAUAUUUCCUUUUGCUUGCGACUGUCCAAUUUUUUCUUUUCUUUUUUUUUCUUUACAUGUCAUCCAGCAUGAGAUGUUUAUUUUUAGGGCAAGGCUUGUAAAUACUGUAAUUGUAAUAAUUUUAAGCACAAAUGUAAUACAGUUUUAUUGUGUUACAGA